UCACUCUCUGCCAUGGGUUCCCUCAGCAGGGUGUCCAGAGGCGAGGCGCACGAGUCGUCUCUGGUGGAGAAGGCCAAGUUCUACACGUCGCUGUGCCUGGGCACGGUCGCUGUCGUCUCGGUCUUCGUUUUCCUCUUCCUGAUCCCGUUCGUCGUCGACCCGGCGGUGUCGACCAUCGUGGCGGACUACGACCCGGAGCCGGUGACGUGCGCUACGACGGAGCACGUGUACGCCGAGGGGCUGCACAACUGCUCGUGGGCGUCCUGCCGCGAGGGCUGCACGUCCGCGGCGCCGCGCUGCCACCAGAUCCUCGUCAACUACAGCCGCCGCGCGUUCGCUGCCGGCGCAGACCCGCCCGCCGACUGGGACGUGGUCAACACGCGCUUCUUCGUGAACGCAGAAGGCUGCGGAUACCCACCCAAGGUUAACUGUACGGUUUUUGCCAAGCAGUAUGGUGAAGUUGGGAAACAACCAUUUCCUUGUUACUACAGCCGCACCUAUCCAGAGAUGGUUGUUGCACAGUACAGUUGGGAAGAUAACUUACGUCAGCUAAUAUUGUCACUUCUCAUACCAAAUUUGAUAUUUGGUGUGUCAGUGGGUGUUUUGUGCUACUGGUACUGUCCUGGUUGUGGCAAUGGUUGUGGCCAGAGUGCCAAUAAAUUCCCAUGCAAGGAGGAUGACCACGAGCAUCAUGAGACUUGUUAUGAAGAAGAGGAUUACUAAAUCACAACUAUGUUAUCAUCAAUAUUUAAACACUUCUGGA
Schistocerca nitens (vagrant locust) is the source of this 763-nucleotide messenger RNA. It is a transcript of the gene Teh2, whose product is annotated as protein tipE. Gene Ontology annotation, biological process: regulation of sodium ion transport. NCBI's taxonomy places the organism in Eukaryota, Metazoa, Arthropoda, Insecta, Orthoptera, Acrididae. The coding region runs from base 13 to 723 and encodes 236 amino acids. The record is from RefSeq and is a predicted model, not a curated record. Gene Ontology annotation, molecular function: sodium channel regulator activity. The transcript is spliced from 3 exons.